Dama dama (fallow deer) is the source of this 1279-nucleotide messenger RNA. RefSeq names its product ethylmalonyl-CoA decarboxylase-like. Lineage: Eukaryota; Metazoa; Chordata; Mammalia; Artiodactyla; Cervidae. Gene Ontology annotation, cellular component: cytosol. The transcript is spliced from 2 exons. Gene Ontology annotation, biological process: fatty acid beta-oxidation. The coding region runs from base 37 to 951 and encodes 304 amino acids. Gene Ontology annotation, molecular function: enoyl-CoA hydratase activity. The record is from RefSeq and is a predicted model, not a curated record.
CCUUCCAGCUUCUUCUGUGAAAGCAUUACAUAAGAAAUGGCAAGAAGUCUUUUGAAGACAUCGCCUAACCCUGUAAAGACAAAAUUGCUGCAUCAGAUAGGACUGUCACUUUAUAAUACUUCUCAUGGCUUCCAUGAAGAAGAAGUGAAAAAAAAACUUGAACAGUUUCCUGGUGGAUCUGUUGACCUUCAGAAGGAAAACAAUGGCAUUGGCAUUCUUACGCUGAACAAUCCAAGUAAAAUGAAUGCCUUCUCAGAACCAACAGGCGUUACGAUGCUACAACUUCUGGAAAAAGUGAUUGAGUUGGAAAACUGGACAGAGGGGAAAGGUCUCAUCGUCCGUGGGGCAAAAAAUACUUUUUCUUCAGGAUCUGAUCUGAAUGCUGUGAAAGCACUAGGAACUCCAGAGGAUGGAGUGGCCUUAUGCAUGUUCAUGCAAAACACCUUAACACGAUUUAUGAGACUUCCUUUAAUAAGUGUUGCACUGGUUCAAGGUCGGGCAUUGGGUGGAGGAGCAGAAGUUACUACUGCGUGUGAUUUCAGGUUAAUGACUACAGACAGUGAGAUCAGAUUUGUCCACAAGGAGAGGGGCAUAAUACCAAGUUGGGGCGGUGCCACCCGGCUGGUUGAGAUCAUCGGCAGUAGACAAGCUCUCAAAGUAUUAAGUGGGGCCCUUAAGCUGGAUUCAGAAAAAGCAUUACGCAUAGGAGUGGUGGAGGACAUCUUGCAAUCUUCAGACGAAACCGAAUGUCUCAAAGAAGCGCAAGAGUGGCUACAGCAGUUUAUCAAAGGGCCACCAGAAGUAAUCAGAGCUUUGAAAAAAUCUGUUUCUUCAUGCAAAGAGCUUUGUUUAGAGGAGGCAUUACAGAGCGAGAGAGAUCUUCUAGGAACACUUUGGGGUGGACUAGCAAAUUUAGAGGCUGUUGCUAGGAAGGGAAAGUUUAAUAAGUAAUUUUUUAAAAUCCAUAAGUAAAGUCGCUCAGUCGUCUCCGACUCUUUGCGACCCCAUGGACUGUAGCCUACCAGGCUUCUCCCACAGGAUUUUCCAGGCAAGAGUACUGGAGUGGGUUGCCAUUUCCUUCUCCAGAAGAUCUUCCCCACCCAGGGAUCGAACCCAGGCCUCCUGCAUUGUAGGCAGACGCUUUACUGCCUGAGCCACCAGGGAAGUCUUAAAAAUACACACUGCAAGUUAAAACCCCAGUGAUUAAUAUGUAUAAAAGUUGAAUGGUAUCAAAUAUCAGUGUUAAAACUACUUAGAAGGUAGUAAAGUAUUUGUAAAA